AGCGCCGCGGCCCGGCCCAUCAGGGCGGCCCCGGCGGGCGGCGGGCGAUUCAAACGCUGACUGCCGGCGGCCAUGGCGGCGCGCGCCGCUCCGCUGCUCCCGGCCAGCCGCAGGUCCGAGCCCGCCUUCCGAGAACAAAGGCGACAAAAAGUCGAAGAAUAUUUGUCAAGAAAGAAGACUUUUUCUGGUGUGCCCAUUCAAGAAAACCAGACAUCGAUCAGCAGUAGCAGAACUAGGAGAGCAACUAGCAGUAAAGUGCAAGAAAACUUACAGCUCUCAACAUCUCCAAAGCCAGAAAUGGAAAAUAAAGAGAAUGAUGAUAAACUGUCAUGGGAUCAAUCAAGUGUUAGCUCAGAAAAAAAUGUUACUUUAAACUCUUCCACAAUCCCACUGACAAGUUACCUAUCAGGGACAAACUGGAAUCUUGAAGGUAAAGCUUCAAAGGCCAAAGCUACUGAAAUGAAAUCUCAGCAUGCAUCACUUAGUAAGGCCUUCUUGGAAAUAAAAAGAAUAAGAGAGAAGCAAUUGAUUGCGGAAAAACAAAAUGCAAGUAUCAGCCUACCAAAGAAACCAGCACUUGGCAAAUACCGUGGCAAAGUUAUCCCAUCCAAGAUAAAUUCCUUCCGAAAAACAGUAAAAACUGAGGGGGAAAAAGGUUCUUUACCAGAGAAGAAGCUUCUUCCUUCUGUCACCAAACAAGCAGCAAGUUCUAUGUCCACAAAAAGCUGUAGUGCAGUUCUGAAGAACAUCAAAGUUGCAAACAACUCUAAGUCUGUAAAAUCGAGUGGUGUCCUGCCGUUUCACAGCAAGCCAUCUGACAAAGCUGCUAUUAACGCGCCGUCUGGUCUGAAGAAACAGCAACUGACAUUUGCUGCAGCACCAAAGAAAGUAACAGUCCAAAAACUGGCUGGUGGAAGGGGACCACAGCCACCAAAGGUUGCUUCUAGCAAUCCUGACCACAAAGUGCGAGGUGUGAAGAAAUGUGCAGAUUUUUGUGAAGCUGCAAGACCAGAAGCUCCAGCAAAACCAGUUUCUGUUGCUCCUGGUACAAAACCAGGACAGAAUUCUAAAACUAAUGGCCACAGAAACUCUAUUCUGCCAAAAGAGUCAGCAGAAGAGAGAAGAGCUCGCCUGGAAGAUUGGAGGGCAUCUAGAGGAAAAGUGAUGAGACGGCCUCCUGCAUUUGCGCUUCUUGGACCCCAGUCUAAAAGUGAAGAACAAGAAUACUCUUCUGAUGCUUUAAAGCACAUAUUACAUAGUGAAAAGGUCAACAAGACUCUCAGUGAAUGCCUGCAGUUAACAGCACAGGGAUGUCAAGGUGAUGAAGUACAUGCCAUGUUGGAAGAUCUCGCACUGAGCAUUCCUGCGGUUAAAAAGCUUGCAAAAUAUUGGAUCUGCUGUAUGCAUCUUGAACAGAGGGGCUCUCUUGAAAAGCUUAUUGCUGUCUAUGAGGAGGCCAUUUUGGCAGGAGCAAUGCCUAAAGAGGAACUACGACACACACUAAUAGAUACUAUGAAAAAUAAUGAAAGCCUUUUUAAGUCUGAGAAUGGGAGAACUAUGAUAGAAGCUCAUUUAAGUGAGUUAGUGGAAGUCAGCAAGGAACCAAAUUCAUCCGUAGAGCCAGUUCAGGAAACCUUCAAGGAUUUCUGCUCUGAUGAUGUCCAAAAAGCAGAGAGUGAUAACAAGAAGGCAGAGGCAAGCAGUGAAGCUGUCCAGAAAGAAGAAACUGAUUUAGAUUUAAAACCAAGGGAACAGAUCUUGCCAAAAAAGAAUAAAAAGCACAAGGGUAAAGAACGUUCAAAAAAGAAAGCAAAAUGCGAAACAGAACAGCGUGAGGAUGGGAUAAAAGAUAAGGCCCAAGCAGUUAAUUCUCCUGAGAAGGGGAAUGACACAUCUUGUUCAAUGAAAAACGAUCCUCCUACCACGCCAUACUUGGAAAGGUAAGAUUACUUCAGAUAACUAUGGAAAG
Empidonax traillii (willow flycatcher) is the source of this 1969-nucleotide messenger RNA. It is a transcript of the gene CKAP2, whose product is annotated as cytoskeleton associated protein 2. The transcript has 8 exons. Bases 73 to 1944 code for a protein of 623 amino acids. The record is from RefSeq and is a predicted model, not a curated record. Gene Ontology annotation, cellular component: microtubule cytoskeleton. Gene Ontology annotation, biological process: negative regulation of microtubule depolymerization. Lineage: Eukaryota; Metazoa; Chordata; Aves; Passeriformes; Tyrannidae.